AUGCCAGCCAGCCUGGUCUUCUCAAGAAUGCAUUGGUGCAGCACUUUGAACAGGCUGACUUCUGUCAGGUCACGAAAAUGUGGACUUUGCUUUUUGAACACCAUGAGACAACGCACAAACCAGGGCCCUGCAGAGAUAGUCCUGGACAAGGUGCUGCAUUGCUGGCUCAGCAUCUAUGUUAAAUACAAACGCCCUCAGUUUGCUGGCAACAAGAAAGACUACCUACUUAUGAAAGACAACAGCCUGCAAUUUAGUGCUGGCACUAUUGGAAAACAGAUCACCGAAAUAUUCAAAUCAGCAGGGGUGCGCCCUGACCAAAGAGUAACAAUGACAUCCAUCCGCAAAAUGCACUCCACUUCUGCUUUUGAUCUGUGUGCAGUGCUAAAAAGACUUGUCAACUACCACAUGAAGCACUGCAAAGCCACAGCGGAUAAGAACUACAUGUUACAGGUUAAUGCAGAUAGGAGUACAGGGGCGUACUCUCUGCUGAAAGACAUCAGGGUGGCCCAGGACAUGGCCAAAGAAGAUGCAUGCUCACUGGACAAGUUCGAAGUCACCUAUCUUCGCUGGUCUGAAGAGGCCAUGUUCCUGGGUGAGGCCCACCAAUCCAGUCAUCAACCCACUCAUUCAUUACAUACACUAUCUGGAGAGGAGGCAGGAGAGUGGUUAGACGAGAAGGAGCUGGCUCCUCCUCAGGAAGCUGGCUCUUCCUCAGGAGAACCCUACGAAGUUGCUAUCCAACAAUGA
This is a messenger RNA of Pocillopora meandrina, 747 nucleotides long. The record is from the annotation of a GenBank genome assembly. Lineage: Eukaryota; Metazoa; Cnidaria; Anthozoa; Scleractinia; Pocilloporidae.